Molecule: messenger RNA, 5674 nt
Organism: Cyclopterus lumpus (lumpfish)
Lineage: Eukaryota; Metazoa; Chordata; Actinopteri; Perciformes; Cyclopteridae
Product: signal-induced proliferation-associated protein 1
Exons: 18
Coding region: 1140-5042 (1300 amino acids)
Biological process (GO): regulation of small GTPase mediated signal transduction; activation of GTPase activity; establishment of epithelial cell polarity
Cellular component (GO): cytoplasm; Golgi apparatus; plasma membrane
Molecular function (GO): GTPase activator activity
Source: RefSeq, a predicted model, not a curated record
GAGAGAGAGAGAGAGGGAGAGAGGAGAAAGAGGGGGUUGGCUUUAGUGUGAUGUGAAUGGAAUAGAAUCAGCGCGAGAGGGAGAAAGAGGGAGGAGGGCAGCACAAAUCAACCUGCCUCUUGAAUUAACCAACGGAAUAGAAGAGCCGGUAGACUCAGAGAUCGGGAAGUGUGUUUGUCAUUUUAUUUUUGGAGAGAGGAAGAGAACGGCAGACAUGAGGAACUGAAGGAGGGGGAGAAGGAGCCUCACCGUGGAGAUAGAUAGCAGAAAAAUGCUGUCAUGGGGAGAGAAGGGGAGGGAGUCGGCAGAGAGGAACAGGAUGAAACAAGGCAGGGUCGAGCAGAGCUGAAAUGUGGAGGAGGCGCGACGUUUUCCAUCAGGGCGAACUUUGAAUGCACCUUGUUUUACUGUAGCCACCGUCAUACUUUAUGGUAAAUGCUUUUCUGGUAGCGGCUCUGCACCACUGCACCUGCUCUUUAGGCUGCAAGCACGAGAGAGGAGAUGCAAGUGAAGAGCUAGACAGGAAGAAGCCUCGUACCUUCUUGAGAGCGACCAAAGGUUUCAGCUUCAGUUGAUUGACGUCAGCUUGGUGGCGCAUCUGCGAUGAAUUAUGACUGAAACUGGCUGAUUUGUACCUGAAACAAAACCCAGUUUGUUGGUGGCCAGUGGACCUGACCAAAAGGGAAGCAGCAGGCACUGAAGAGGGCAGAUGAAUGGAUGCCAUGUUGACAGAGCCUCUGCUACAAAGAGGACUCGGGCUCCAGUGAGGAUCCUCUCAUCCUUAUUCUUAAGGAACCCGACUGGAGCACCACCAAAACACACAUCUGCACAUCUGGACGGACCCAUGCAACCAGACACAGCUGAAUAUUCUCCACAAUCUCAAGAACUCAAUGACUUGGGAUAAAGUGCGGCAGCUCACAGAGACAUCCAUGGGUUGAGAAAAUUCAACCAUCUCAAGUGGUGUGAAUGAGGACUAUAUUUGUUGCUUUCACUCAGAGGGGUUUCUCAUCUUUGCGCGCAGUGCUCCCAUCUCACACCAGCACCAUAGAGACCAGGACAGACGUUUUACUGGGAGAGCAGAAAGCUCUGCACCAGACUGGAGAUACCAUUGUUGGACUGGAGUCCGUUUUUCAGGCACCAUGCAGUCAGAUGACCUCUUCAUCCGCAAGUUUCGCCGUCAGAACAUGCGGCCGCCUAUUGCCACCGUCAACUUUGACCCCAACCGGGAAGCAGGUCUAGUGGAGUGGCCGCCAAGGAGGGAGGCUGAUGGAGCGGAGGAUGACAGCCUCACUCCGAGCCGCGUGGGCCUGACGCUGAGGUCGGUGGGCCGCGGCCACAUCAUGCAGAGGAGUAACAGCGAUGUAACCUUAGGAGACUUGGACUCCUCCGGGAAGGCAGGGGGGAAAGCAGCUCGGGUGGUUGGUGAGAAGGUGGGUGCGGGGGCUCAGGGUGAUGGGGGUGUGCUGCUACACAGGGAAUACGGCAGCCUGUCCUCACUGGAGAGACAGACUCAAGCACAGGAGCCCCACACAGACGACCAGGGGCCCCUGAGUCCAAAUGCCCUUCGCUUCAAAGACCCUUUCCUGCUUUUGGGCCUGCAGGGCAACCCUCCAGAGCCUGAUGGAUUCUUUCGGGGUCUGUCUGUUUCCACAGGGGACUCCCCAAAACCUGCCAAGCCGCCGAAGCCUGAAGGUCUAAGUAAGAAGACCAAAACCCCUCAGAUCCCUCAACCGGGUCCGUAUGACAACAUUGGGGGCGGAGCCUGGGUGAGAAACUUUGCCCACUACGACGUCCAGAGCAUCCUGUUUGACCUCACCGAGGCGGCCACAAACAGAGACAGCAUCGGACGGAAAAAGAAUAUCACCUCAGGGGCUUCAGCCGCCUCCCAACUGCGCCCCCUCUCCCAAGCCACCCCGUCCUCACCUGCACAGGGCGGGGGAGGCAACGGGGUGAAUGCAGAGGACCCUGAGCAGUCGCUGUUGCUGGACGAAGGUGAUGGCAACGAUAACGAGCUCCUGCUCAGCUGCCCCCACUUCCGCAAUGAGACGGGGGGAGAAGAGCAGGUGGGUCUUGGUCGAUCCCAAGAGAGGCGGGGACUCUGGUCGAGCCUGCGAACCCCCAACGAUGCAGUGUCGGUCCUGGAGGAGCCCAGAGAGAGUCACGUUCAACAGCAGGGCAAGAGCAACUACUUCAUAGAGCAUGCAGAUCUGGGAGCCCAUUACUACCGCAAAUAUUUCUACAUGAAAGAACACCAGAAUUUCUUCGGCAUGGACGACCGCCUCGGCCCAGUGGCCAUCAGUUUCCGUCGGGAGGAGAAGGAAGGAUCCAGCGGAGCUCAGUACAAUUACAGAAUCAUCUUUCGCACCACAGAGAUGAAGACGCUGCGAGGUUCCAUCUUGGAGGAGUCUGUUCCUUCUGCCGCUCGUCACACGACCCCUCGAGGCUUGUCCCCCAAGAGGCUGCUGGAGUUCAUCAUGCCUGAACUGAACCUGCACUGCCUUCGCUUGGCGUCGAACUCCCCCAAGGUCAGGGACACCCUGCUGAAGCUGGACGAACAGGGGCUGAAUUUCCAGCGAAAGGUCGGGGUGAUGUACUGCCGGGCCGGGCAGAGCUCAGAGGAAGACAUGUACAACAACGAGAGCUCGGGCCCGGCGUUUGAAGAGUUCCUGGAUCUGCUCGGGGAGCGUGUGCGGCUGAAGGGCUGGGAGAAGUACAGAGCCCAGCUGGACAACAAGACGGACUCAACUGGGACACACUCCCUCUACACACGCUACCAGGACUAUGAGAUUAUGUUUCACGUGUCUACUAUGCUGCCCUACACAGCCAACAACACGCAACAGUUGCUGAGGAAGCGACACAUCGGUAACGACAUCGUAACGAUCGUGUUCCAGGAGCCAGGCGCCCUGCCCUUCACGCCAAAGGCCAUCCGCUCCCAUUUCCAACAUGUCUUCAUCAUCAUUCAGGUCCAUGAGCCCUGCACCGACAACACCUAUUACAGGGUGGCUGUGACACGCUCUAAAGACAUGCCAUUAUUUGGCCCACUCUUCCCUAAGGGCGCUCGAUUCCCUAGCUCUGCCGCCUUCAGAGACUUUCUCCUGGCGAAGGCCGUGAAUGCUGAAAACGCCGCAGAGAAGUCUGAGAAGUUCCGCUCCAUGGCCACCCGCACACGGCAGGAAUACUUGAAGGACCUGGCUGAAAACUAUGUGACCACCACACCGAUCGAUUCCUCCACCAAGUUCCCCCUGCUCUCACUGGGUGGCAAGCGCAAAGACAAGCUGAAGGGCACCAAAGGGGCCGAGCUGCACAGUGCUGGGGCGCUGGUGUGGGCUGUGAUGGUCAACGGGGGAGACGAUGGGGAGUCUGGAGAACUCAGGCUCCCCUGUCUGCUCGGGGUGUCUGCUGAGUCGGUGGUGCUCAUUGAGAGGUGCACACGCAGGGUGGUGUUUAACUGCUCCUGUCGAGAUGUCAUCGGCUGGAAGGCAGUGACAGAGACUAAGGAGGGCGGGCCCUGCUUGGAUAUCUUCUACGAGCGCGGGGAGUCUGUGUCAAUCAGUGUGAUGAUGGAGAGCCAGGCGGAGGAUAUACGAGAGGUGGUGCAGAGGCUAGAGCUGGUGACGCGGGGCUGUGAGGCUCUCGAAGUCACCCCUUUGCGCGACGGUGUCGGACAGCCCGGAUUCCUGAUGAAUGAGGAGGGCUUUGUGACGGAGCUGCAGCGGUUCUGUUACGCUGAGAGCGGCGGCCUGCAGCUGUGGGCUCGCGUGGUGCGACUGUGUGGCCACUCGCUGGUUCACCUGAGCCCCGAGGAGAGGACCAGGCUGCUCCGCACUGCGCACAAGAUCCACAUCACUGUCAUCCCACCUGACGAGAACGGCAAGCCACGCAGAAGUUUCUCCGAGCUGUACCAGAAAGCCAUCAAGGAUGCGGAGUGUAAACCCGGCGAGGAUCAGUCUGGAGAGGCCUGGGUACUGGACGAGAGGGAAGAAGAGGAGGAGGAAGAGGAAGAGGUAGAGGAGGAGAAGGAGAAGGAGAAUGAGGAGGAGAAGGAGAAGGAGAAGGAGAAGGAGAAGGAGAAGGAGAAGGAGGAGGAGAAUGAGGAGGAAGAAGAGCAUAAAGAGGAAGCAGAAGCAGAUGCAAAGGAUGAAAAGCCGACGGCGAGUGGGGUCAAUGAAGCGGACGUGACGGAGGUGCAGGUGGAAGCCAAAGAGGACAAAGGACAGUCGUGUGAUGGAGGGCAAAGUGAGAGCGGUCAUGGCUCGCUCCUCGCGCCGCACAGCUUACCUUUGUUACGAGCCACGUCUCUGCAGGACCAACCAGCCAUUCAGAGCCAGGAGGGCAGCGGCUCGCAGCUCACACGGAGCUGCUCCUUGGAGAGGCAGCCGACCUACAGGGAUGCGUGUGAUGUGCACGUGUACGACAAUGUGGAUCUGAAGGGGGAAUGCCACCUCUAUGACAACGUAGGCAAGCUGAGGGACGCCAUACCUGAUCUGAUCCUGGCUGUCAAACCCAAGGUUCCCCUGGAGGACGAACAGUUCAUGGGCGCUGAGUUGGGUGAUGACAAAGCUUCAGUGAGUGACUCGUCUUCCCGGUUGUCAUGUUUAGACCGUGCUGAAAGAAAUUCACGAGCCCUAAGUCUUCACAACUCCAUCACCAAGAUUCUCUCAGAGACGACAGAGUCCACUGAGGAGGAGUGGCAGUCCAUCGCUGACUUGGCCACGGCGUGCCGCGGCAUCCUGGAGGCUUUGUCACGAGAAGACCAUAAAGCCGGAGACCCCUCCCAAGCUGACCAGACAGACGGCAUGCUGAAAGACUCAAAGGAGAGUGACUCUCCAGGCCACCUCGAGGAGAAGGUGUCACAGCUGGAGUCCAUGCUGAAGAGGCUGCAGGAUGACCUGCAAAAGGAGAAGGAGGACAAGGCGAUGCUGCAGGCCGAGGUGCAGAGCCUCCGGCAGAACAACCAGCGGCUGCAGGAGGAGUCGCAGAGCACAGUGGCUCGCCUCAUCAAAGUCACCGAACUGCUGUGCAACGUCAACAAGCCCUGUUAGCUUCACCCCAGCACGCACAAACACACAAAUCAGCAGAAAGAUGCAACUCUGUACAACGUGCUCGUACGCUCAGUAGACCGAUUUUCUUCGUAUAUAUUCGCAAAGGCAAACACACACGCAUCCUGUUCAAUCUGUGUGUAACCGCAGUCUCAAUCCUGAAUCCUGGACCUGCCUUUCAUUGAGGAAGUAUGCAAAUCAACCCAUGAAAAAGAAAAAAAAUUACAUUUUCAACAUCCCCAUGACCUUCACAGACUGACCAAUGUGCAGCUCUCAGGCUGCUGCGUUGGUGUGCAAUGCCAGAGUGCUUCUCUUGGUGUAUACAGUGCGUGUGUGGAUGUGUGCGUGCCUGUGUGUGUGUGUGUGUGUGUGUGUGUAUGUCUGUGUGCAUCUCUUACUGUACCUUGCUUCAAAUACUUGACAAGCUGGGCUGAAUAGCACUUGCAUAAAAAGGUGGCAAUUAAGAGAGACACUGUAUAGCAUGUUUGGUGGUGUCUUAUCUGAAAUGACCAAAAGUGUGUAUAUAUACUGUAUCACCAAUAAUAUAUGUGAACAGUAGUAUUGCUAUCCUCUCUGCCAGACGUGUAGUUGCAAUGCCUGAGUGUGGUUCUGCCCGGCGCUGAUAGUAUGCAAGG